UUGUUCCAAUUGCUUGUUUCUUCGCCUUCUUGAACUCAUGAUCGCCAUUUUGCACAGUCCAGAAGGAAUGUUGUGCAUUUGAAUUAUUUCUUUAUGUUGUAUUUUGUGCUACGUUACCGUCUGUAAUAGUCAAGACUUUCAGUAUAUAGUGUCUGAGUACAUUUGAGAGCAUGGUAGGGUCAAGAGUGUAUGUCGGUGGCCUUCCGUAUGGUGUCCGAGAGAGGGAUCUCGAACGGUUUUUCAAAGGCUAUGGCCGCACGCGAGAUAUUCUUCUCAAGAACGGUUAUGGUUUCGUUGAGUUUGACGAUCACAGAGAUGCUGAUGAUGCAGUUUAUGAAUUAAAUGGCAAAGAAUUACUCGGUGAAAGAGUGUCUGUAGAGAAAGCGCGAGGUACGCCGCGUGGGAGUGAUGUCUGGCGGGGCUCGGGCCAUGGCCGCAGUUUAGCGCCUCUCCCGCGCAGGCCGUCUCGCGCACGCGACAGGGAACCAGAUCACCGGAUUUCAGACAGAUAUGGCCCACCUACUCGUACAGAAUACAGAUUGAUUGUGGAAAACCUUUCAACCAGAGUCAGCUGGCAGGACCUAAAAGACUACAUGCGACAGGCUGGAGAAGUGACUUAUGCAGAUGCUCACAAGGACCGUAGAAAUGAAGGGGUAGUUGAAUUUGCCACCAGCUCUGACAUGAAGAAUGCUCUAGACAAGCUUGAUGAUACUGAACUGAAUGGGAGGAGAAUUCGUUUGAUUGAGGAUCGGCGAAACUCACGGCGAUCUCGAUCAUCAAGUUCUAGAUCUCGCUCACGCUCUCGUUCCAGGCGCCGAUCACGAUCCAGGAGAUCCCGCAGCAGACGCAGCAGUAGAAGUCGCAGCCGCAGAAGUAGCAGGUCCAAAUCUAAGUCUGCUUCAAGAUCCAAGUCCCGAUCCAAAUCUCGUGAACGAGAAAAGUCAAAGUCUAAAACACGAUCUCGCUCCAGAUCAGAACCUAAGAAACGUUCUAAGUCCAGAUCACAAUCUGUAUCAAAGGGAAAGCCAAAAGAGAGGUCACGCUCACCCAGCAAAGAGAAGUCCAAGUCAAGAAGUCGCUCAGUAGAAAAGAAUGGAGAACGAUCACCAGAAACAAAAGACGAUUAAAUUUUUGUAUUUUUAUAUUUGUUUGCAACUAUUGUGAUUUUUUUAAGCAUUGUGAAAGGUUUAUUUGUAGUUUGAUUGGUUGAGAUCAGGCUGGUUGUUUGGGUCCAUUAUAACAGAUGUUAUCACAUUUUGUCCUGAAUUUGUUGACUGAAAUUUCUAAUAUUAAACACCAUGCACUUCCUUUAGCAAAAUCUUGUCUGUUAGUUUGGUUAUGUAAAUUCUAUUUGAAACUUGAACUGCAGCUGAAUUUUGGUUCUGUCUGCAACAUAAUUUAAAAUGUUGUUUUACAUUUUAAUCUUGUAACUACAUAUGUUUUAUUAUUUAGUUAAGAUUUUGUUAAAUUGUAAAUACUUGUCAACUUUUUCUUUGCUAACUUACCAUCAAUAAGUCAUAAGUUAUAAUUUUAUUGACUAUUACUUUACUAGACUCAUGUAUUUUUGUUUGGUGGGAAAUGAAAUGUGGGCUAAAAUAUUUAGUUUUGUACUCUACCCCUCUACCAUCUUGGAUCUGCCAAUAAAUUUUCUUUCAAGUAUAUACGAUUAUCUUGUUUUUUUUUUUUUUUUUUCUUCAAAUUACAUCAGAAAUUAAGAAUUAAAAAAAAAACUACUGUGCCCAUUAAACAAUUAAGAUUAUUUAAAAUCCAAUCAAGUUGUUUAAUUAGUUAUUUGUACCUUCAUUUGCCCAUUCCUAUUCCAAUCUAAAAUACUAAGUUGGUGCUUCUUGCCAGUUUCUCUCAAUUUUCGAGAAAGUACAAUUCCAUCUUAUUUAAUAAUUUGUGUUUUCCUUAUUCUUAUCCAAAAGUGUAUGAAACACAUUUGUAGUUAGAUAUACAUUAUUGCAAGUAGUCAUCAAUAUAAUUGUGAAAUUGUAAUUAGAUCCAAUAAACAGUUCAUAUUUGUCA
Homalodisca vitripennis (glassy-winged sharpshooter) is the source of this 2028-nucleotide messenger RNA. It is a transcript of the gene B52, whose product is annotated as serine-arginine protein 55. Gene Ontology annotation, cellular component: ribonucleoprotein complex; cytoplasm; nucleus. Lineage: Eukaryota; Metazoa; Arthropoda; Insecta; Hemiptera; Cicadellidae. Gene Ontology annotation, biological process: mRNA splice site recognition; alternative mRNA splicing, via spliceosome. Gene Ontology annotation, molecular function: mRNA binding. The record is from RefSeq and is a predicted model, not a curated record. The coding region runs from base 171 to 1127 and encodes 318 amino acids. The transcript has 11 exons.